This is a messenger RNA of Chironomus riparius, 1467 nucleotides long. The record is from the annotation of a GenBank genome assembly. NCBI's taxonomy places the organism in Eukaryota, Metazoa, Arthropoda, Insecta, Diptera, Chironomidae.
AUGCCUAUAGUCGUUAGCAGUGCUGUAAGUCAAGUGAUGAUUAAUAGAAAAUGCGAUAUAACAGCAAAAUUCUACAUGCUUAAAGCCGAAAGUAUUGAUUCAAUAGAAAACAAGCUAAUUCAUUACAACACAGCGCUUUGCAACGCUCAAUCGCAGUCAAUCUUACUGGAUAUCUUCAAAAAGCGUGUUAAGAUCUAUGCUGACUUGAAAUAUUUUAAGCAGUGCAGUGAUAAUGAGGUUUGGAUACAGGAAAUCUUACAAGACAUGCAAGAACUGACUCCAAUCUUGAAUAGGAAGUAUUCAACGGAAAGUAUCAAAAAGAAGUUGCGAGACAAUUCACAUCCACAUCUUCCAAAUGUAUUGAACUCACUAAGCAUGUCUGAUGAUAAUAAAUUAGUAACCAUAAAGCCAAUAAAGUCAGCAUCAUUAAUCGCAUCUGAAGAUCCAUUUUGCGGAAUUGUGGCUGAAAGUGCCUUUUAUCGACGAUGCAAGAACUGCUUAAAAAGUAACAACUUGAAUUUGAUUCCAUGUCUCAAUUGUCAAUUAGCAAUGUUCUGUUCCAAAGACUGCCUUAAUGGUGCCAAAUUUCAUCAUGAGUACGAAUGUGAAGCUACUCAAAUUGCAAAAGUCCCGUUUAACUUUGGAGGUAUUCAAGUUGGUCUUCGUUCAUGCUUUGAGAUUUUAAGUCACUUUAAUGGAUCUGUUCAGGAUAUGAUUGAUUUCGUACGAAACUGUAAGAUGAGCACAAAGACAAUUUUUGAGAUUGACCCAACUUUACCAGCUAAUAUUGAAAAACAUGCUGUAAUGAUUUCCUUAAAACAUUUUUCAACAUAUGACUGCUACGAUGAAUUGACACAGACUAUUAAGAAGGUGCUGCCUAUUUAUCCAAAGAUUGUUGAAUUAUUUGCGACCGAGAGUCAAAUCGAGUUUCUGAUUGAUUUCUUGGUCAUGCAAAGUUCACUUGACUUUAUUGUACAUUAUGACCAUUUAUUAGGCGUUCCAACUGCUUUAAGCGUAAAUUUUAUUUAUAAUUUUAUGGAUCAUUCAUGUGCCAGCAACAUAUUUUCAAUCUUAAUCGAUGGACAGCUUCAUUACUUCACAAAAUAUCCACUAAAGAAGGGCGAUACUCUGUUUUACAAUCACAUCUUUAAUUUCGAGGAAUCUUCUUAUGAUAUUCGCAAGCUAACGGCUAGAAAAUGCUACGAAUAUGACUGCAAAUGUGUUGCAUGUUUAAAUCAAUAUCCACUUUUUAAUGGCAUGAAAGUUUAUCAACAACAUGUGCUUGAAAAUGCUGGAAAUCAAAUCGAAAAUAUGAACAAAAUGAAUAAAAAGGACUUGAAGCUGUUACUAAAGGCUAAUCAAAAAUAUAUCGACAGUUUCUAUCCAUCGAGAUAUCCAUCGCAAGAGAUUUACAUGCUGUAUGUAUCCAAUUCACAAAUUUUGUCGAAAUUAAUGACUGAAAUAUAA